Penicillium coprophilum is the source of this 1341-nucleotide messenger RNA. RefSeq lists its product as uncharacterized. Gene Ontology annotation, molecular function: flavin adenine dinucleotide binding; oxidoreductase activity, acting on the CH-CH group of donors. The coding region runs from base 1 to 1341 and encodes 446 amino acids. The transcript is spliced from 4 exons. NCBI's taxonomy places the organism in Eukaryota, Fungi, Ascomycota, Eurotiomycetes, Eurotiales, Aspergillaceae. The record is from RefSeq and is a predicted model, not a curated record.
AUGUCUGCCUCAUCUUGUAUUCCCCCCAUUGCCCUGCCGUUCGUCAGCGAACAGGCCAAGCGGACCCUGGACCUGGUUGAAGAAUUCGUUGAAAAAGACUGCAUCCCCGCCGACGCUGUCUUCUCCGCCGAGCUCGGUGAAGGCGAGCAGCGAUGGACCACCACCCCCGUCGUCUUGGAGAACCUGAAGGAGAAGGCCAAGAAGCUCGGUCUAUGGAAUAUGUUCCUGCCUAAGAACCACUUCUCCCAGGGUGCUGGAUUCUCAAAUUUGGAAUAUGGAUUGAUGGCCGAGUUACUCGGCAAGAGCAAGAUUGCAUCGGAGGCUACCAACAAUUCUGCCCCAGAUACCGGCAACAUGGAAGUGUUCGCCAAGUACGGCAAUGACGCCCAAAAAAAGCAGUGGCUCGCACCCCUACUAGAGGGCAAGAUCCGCUCUGCAUUCCUAAUGACCGAGCCCGACGUCGCGUCUAGCGAUGCCACAAAUAUUGAGCUUGACAUCCGCCGGGACGGCAAUGAAUACGUCCUGAACGGCUCGAAAUGGUGGUCCUCCGGCGCCGGCGAUCCCCGCUGCGCAGUCUACCUGGUAAUGGGCAAGACCGACGCCUCCAACCCAGACAGCUACAAGCAACAAUCCGUCAUCCUCGUCCCAGCCGGACUCCCAGGCAUCACAGUGCACCGCAUGUUGACAGUAUACGGCUACGACGACGCGCCCCACGGCCACGCCCACAUCACAUUCAAGAACGUCCGCGUCCCCGCCUCAAACAUGGUCCUUGGCGAAGGCCGCGGCUUCGAGAUUAUCCAGGGUCGUCUCGGACCCGGCCGUAUCCACCACGCCAUGCGUGCGAUUGGCGCCGCCGAGCGCGCGCUCGAGUGGCUGAUUGCCCGAGUCAACGACGAGCGCAAGCAGACUUUCGGCAAGCCUUUAGUUGCGCACGGUGUGAUUCUCGAGUGGAUUGCCAAGUCGCGGAUCGAGGUUGAUGCUGCCCGUCUUAUUGUUUUGAAUGCUGCUAUCAAGAUUGAUCAGGGUGAUGCGAAGGGCGCGCUGAAGGAGAUCGCUCAGGCUAAGGUUUUGGUUCCUCAGACUGCGCUUACUAUUAUUGAUCGCGCUGUGCAGGCUUAUGGUGCGGCCGGUGUUUGUCAGGAUACUCCGCUUGCGUACUUGUGGGCUGGGAUUCGGACUCUGCGGAUUGCGGAUGGUCCUGAUGAGGUUCAUUUGCAGCAGAUGGGUAAGCGGGAGAAUAAGUCUCGUAAGGAUGCGAUUAUUGCCAAGUUGAAUUGGCAGCGUGAGGAGUCUGAGCGUUUGCUUUCUGCUUCUGGGUUCAAGCCUAAGAGCCAUCUUUGA